AUGGCCUACCGGCCGUACCCGCCGCCUCAGGGGCCCUUCCCGCCGCAGGGCCCGCCCAUCAACCCGUACGGGCAGCCGCAGCCGCCGCCGCAGCAGGCGGGGUAUGGCCACAUGCCGCCGCCGCCGCCGUUCCACGCGCCGCCGCCUCCGCCCCCGCCGUUCCACGCGCCGCCGCCUCCGCCCCCGCCCGGACCGCCCCCUCCGCACCAGCCUCAGUACUUCGGCCACGCGCCCCUGCAGCAGCAGCAGCAGCAGCAACGGCCGCCGCCGCCCCAGAUGUAUUACCAGCCCCCGCCGCCGCCCUACGGCGGGAACAGCAAUCAAGCGCCCCCUCCACCACCACCACCAGUGUCUGCUCCCCCUUCGGCACCGCCACCGCCACCACCUCCGGCCCAGCCCCAGCCGCCCCCACGGGAGGCUCCGCCGCUGCCAAAGGAGCGGCCGGCCAAGGCGGCGCUGCCGAGGGUGGAGUCGGAGGAGGAGCGGCGAGCGAGGAAGAAGCGCGAGUACGAGAAGCAGAAGCUGGAGGACCGGAAGCAGCAGCAGCUGAUGCGCCAGUCGCAGGCCACCAUUCUACAAAAGACACAGAAGGUGCGCGCCGCCACGCAGCAGCAGCAGCCACAGCAGCAGAGCCGCCACCUCCAGCCAUCAGGUGGGGCUCGGCCGGCGACGACAGCGUCUCGCCCAGCCGCCGUGGCCAACGCCGAGAGGUUCGAGAAUCGGCUCAAGAAGCCGACAACAUUCCUCUGCAAGCACAAGUUUAGGAAUGAACUGCCAGACCCGAGUGCGCAGUUGAAAUGGCUGCCUCUGAAUAAGGACAAGGACAGAUAUACCAAAUACAGGAUCACGUCAUUGGAGAAAAACUAUAUGCCUAAAAUGAUUGUCCCUGAGGAUCUCGGGAUACCUCUUGACCUACUUGAUAUGAGUGUAUACAACCCUCCCUCUGUUCAUCGGCCCCUGGCUCCAGAAGAUCAAGAGCUGCUGCGUGAAGAUGAGGUUCUCACCCCUGUUAAACCAGAAGGUAUAAGGAAAAAGGAGAGGCCAACCGACAAAGGCAUGUCUUGGCUGGUGAAAACACAGUAUAUUUCUCCACUUACUACUGAUGCAACCAAAAUGUCAAUCACUGAAAAGCAGGCAAAAGAAAGGCGAGAAUCAAGGGAGGGUCGUGAUAAUGUCCUCGAAAAUCUUAAUGAUAGACAGAAGCGGAUCAAAGCCAUUGCAGAAUCCUUCAAAGCAGCUAAAUCACGCCCUGUCCACCAGACUAAACGAGGGAUGGAGGCAGAGUUUGUUCUCCCUUUGGUACCCGAUUUUGAUAGGUAUAAUGAUCCAUUUGUUAUGGUGAAUUUUGAUGGAGAUCCUACAGCUGAUUCGGAGCAAUAUACCAAGCUAGAGAGACCUGUACGCGAUGAAUGCGAAUCCCAGGCUCUGAUGAAAAGUUUUCAAGUCAGUGGUUCAGACCCUGCAAAACAAGAGAGAUUUUUGGCAUACAUGGCUCCAGCACCCCAUGAGCUUGUCAAGGACUUGGAUGAUGAAAAUGAGGACUUCCAGUACUCCUGGAUUCGGGAAUAUCACUGGGAAGUAAGGGGGGAUGACAAGCAAGAUCCAACGACUUACCUCGUCUCAUUUGAUGACGAUGAUGCAAAAUAUUUGCCUCUCCCUACCAAGCUAGUAUUGCAGAAGAAGAAAGCUAAAGAGGGGAGAUCUGGGGAUGAAAUCGAGCAUUUCCCAGUGCCUUCUAGAAUUACUGUGAGCAGGACAGCACAUGAUGAUGAGAUGGAGCACGGAGAAUCAUCCAGCAUGCAUGGUAAUUUAAAGCGACGAAGAUCUUCUGUUGAUGAUGAUCUUGAGGAGCAUCGGAGGCAUUCUCGCGUAGAAGAUACAGAGCAGUACAGUGAAGACGAUUAUGAAUGA
Triticum turgidum subsp. durum (durum wheat) is the source of this 1911-nucleotide messenger RNA. Lineage: Eukaryota; Viridiplantae; Streptophyta; Magnoliopsida; Poales; Poaceae. The record is from the annotation of a GenBank genome assembly.